Phanerochaete carnosa HHB-10118-sp is the source of this 293-nucleotide messenger RNA. RefSeq lists its product as uncharacterized. The record is from RefSeq and is a predicted model, not a curated record. Gene Ontology annotation, biological process: protein phosphorylation. Bases 123 to 293 code for a protein of 56 amino acids. Gene Ontology annotation, molecular function: ATP binding; protein kinase activity. Lineage: Eukaryota; Fungi; Basidiomycota; Agaricomycetes; Polyporales; Phanerochaetaceae. The transcript has 2 exons.
AGAGAUCCACAUCGACGACGACCGCGGUGAGCACCCUUCUCACGACGACGGGGACGACUAUCACGACGAAGAUAAAGACCAAUACAGCGUGAGAACUGUCCUGCACACGACCUGUGCCUGUCAUGUCAUCCCCGCUCGCGCUCUAUGAGCCCCUCGACAUCAUCGGCAAUGGUUCUUUUGGUAUUAUCCGCAAAGUCAGUAGAAAGGCGGACGGUGUGAUCUUCGCGAGGAAGGAGCUGAAUUUUGAGCGCAUGUCGGAACGGGACAGGAAGCAGAUUGUAGCCGAAGUGUAA